AUGGGCGGUAACAAUAAAGAUACAAGCAACAAGAACAGUGAUAUGAGUGAACCGGAAGUUAAAAGCAGCAAAAAUGCUGAUGUUACCGAAAAUGACAUUUCAGACAGUGGGAACGGGCCACAAGAAGGAGAGGAUUUGUAUCCGCUGGCUCUGUUGAUGGACGGAUUGAAACAUGACGACAUUGGCAACCGCGUCGAAGCUAUGAAAAAGUUGGAUACUAUUGCCGUAGCAUUGGGACCUCAAAGAGCUCGUGAUGAGUUGAUCCCAUUUUUGAGUGAGGUGGCUCAGGAUGACGAGGAUGAAAUUUUUAACGUCUUGGCUGAACAAUUGGGGAAAUUUGUACCUUUUAUCGGUGGGUCCAAAUUCGCAACAUUACUUCUUCCGGCUUUGGAAAUUUUGGCAUCCACCGAAGAAACGUUGGUUCGGGAUAAAGCUGUGGAAUCGCUCAACAAUGUGGCGCAAGAACUUUCGGAAGACCAAUUGUUCCAUGAUUUCAUCCCGUUGAUUGAGCACCUGGCCACCGCCGACUGGUUCUCAUCCAAAGUGUCGUCUUGUGGCCUGUUUAGGGCAGUUUUGGUAAGAGUCAAAGACGACAAGUUCCGGAAAGAGCUGUUGGCCUUGUACUUGCAACUGGUUCAAGACGAUACCCCAAUGGUUAGACGAGCGGCAGGGAAAAAUUUGCCCGUAUUGAUUGAUCUUCUCACUCAAAACCCGGACUUGUCUACAUCCGAUGAUUGGGACUACAUCUCCAGUAUGUUUCAAAAAAUUAUGACGGAUGGCCAGGAUUCGGUGAAAUUUUUGGCAGUCGACGUUUUGAUUUCCAUCUUGAAGUUCUUCAGUAAGAAACAUGAUACCACACACUCCAAGGACCUUUUGAGAUCAGCAAUCCAACUGAUUGGUGAUGAGUCUUGGAGAGUGCGUUACAUGGCUGCGGAGCAUUUCGAGGAGCUAGCGCAUCAGUUCAUCGCCACGCCUCGAUACAUCGACGAACUCUCCGGGCCAUUCUUGGCUCUGUGCGAAGAUAACGAAAGCGAUGUCAGGAAAGGGGUGGCGAAACAGCUACCAGGAUUUGCUAAGCUUCUUGGGGACCCACAAGUAGUUUUGAAAAAGGUGCUACCGGUAGUACAAAACUUGAGUAUGGACGAAAGCGAAAUGGUGAGGGCUUCUCUUGCGUCUGAAAUCACCAACUUGGCGCCACUCGUCCCUAAGCAGGACGCUAUCGAAACUUUAAUUCCUAUUCUGCUCAACAUGUUGAGAGAUGAAUAUCCCGAUGUGCGCUUGAAUAUUAUCGCGAAACUUAAGGUAGUCAACGAAGUUGUCGGUAUAGACCUUCUCUCUGAGAACCUGCUACCUGCAAUCACUGAACUUGCCAAAGAUGCUAAUUGGAGGGUGAGAAUGGCCAUCAUUGACUACGUUCCGCUACUUGCGGAACAGCUGGGCGUUGAAUUUUUCGACAAACAGCUAGGAGAUCUUUGUCUUUCGUGGCUAUGGGACACAGUUUACUCGAUCAGAAAGGCUGCUGUCACAAACCUCAAAAACCUGACAGAAAUAUUCGGUUCGGACUGGGCCAGUGAAAAAAUCAUAUCUCGUCUUUUGACCUCUGACUCUCAACUGCUGGAAAACUUUGUUUACCGAAUCACUUUACUGCAUGCAUUAACCGAAUUGGUUCCCGUUAUUUCCAACGACGUCAUCACUCAAAAAGUCCUUCCUUUCAUAAAUCACUUGACCGAAGAUGCCGUUCCAAACAUAAGAUUCAACGUUGCCAAAUCUUACGUUUCAGUAGUUGAGAGUCUUUGUGCCGAUAAAAGUAAGAACAAAGACCUGAUCCAAAGUACGAUAGUCACCUCUUUGGAGAAACUUUCUCAUGACAAUGAUGUCGAUGUGAGGUAUUUUGCGGCUGAGAGUCUAACGAAAUCUAAAGCCCUUCUAGCAUGA
Lachancea lanzarotensis is the source of this 1935-nucleotide messenger RNA. It is a transcript of the gene TPD3, whose product is annotated as LALA0S09e07118g1_1. Gene Ontology annotation, biological process: protein dephosphorylation. Gene Ontology annotation, cellular component: protein phosphatase type 2A complex; cytoplasm. The record is from RefSeq and is a predicted model, not a curated record. The transcript has a single exon. Bases 1 to 1935 code for a protein of 644 amino acids. Gene Ontology annotation, molecular function: protein phosphatase regulator activity. Lineage: Eukaryota; Fungi; Ascomycota; Saccharomycetes; Saccharomycetales; Saccharomycetaceae.